Molecule: messenger RNA, 921 nt
Organism: Neofelis nebulosa (Clouded leopard)
Lineage: Eukaryota; Metazoa; Chordata; Mammalia; Carnivora; Felidae
Gene: CTRL
Product: chymotrypsin like
Exons: 7
Coding region: 73-867 (264 amino acids)
Biological process (GO): proteolysis
Molecular function (GO): serine-type endopeptidase activity
Source: RefSeq, a predicted model, not a curated record
GCCUGGGACUUUGGCCCAAGGACGAGGAGAUCCAUAAAACCAGGCCCAGUUCUCAACCUCACAUCUGCCACAAUGCUGCUGCUCAGCCUGACCCUUAGCCUGGGCCUCCUUGGCUCCUCCUGGGGCUGCGGCAUUCCUGCCAUCAAGCCGGUACUGAGCUUCAGCCAGAGGAUUGUCAACGGGGAGAAUGCAGUGCCAGGCUCCUGGCCCUGGCAGGUGUCCCUGCAGGAUAGCAGUGGCUUCCACUUUUGCGGUGGUUCCCUCAUCAGCCAGUCCUGGGUGGUCACUGCUGCCCAUUGCAAAGUCAUCCCUGGCCGCCACUUUGUUGUCCUGGGCGAAUAUGACCGAUCAUCCAAUGCUGAGCCUUUGCAGGUUCUGUCCAUCUCAAAGGCCAUCACGCACCCUUUCUGGAACCCUACCACCCUAAACAAUGACCUGACACUACUGAAGCUCGCCUCCCCGGCCCAGUACACAAAACGAAUCACACCAGUCUGCCUGGCUUCUCCAAAUGAGGCACUGCCUGCAGGCCUCACGUGUGUCACCACUGGCUGGGGACGCCUCAGCGGCGUGGGCAAUGUGACCCCAGCACGCCUGCAGCAGGUGGCUUUGCCCCUCGUCACUGUGAGUCAGUGCAGGCAGUACUGGGGCUCACGUAUCAGUGACUCCAUGCUCUGUGCAGGCGGCUCAGGGGCCUCCUCGUGCCAGGGAGACUCUGGAGGGCCUCUUGUCUGCCAGAAAGGGAACACGUGGGUGCUUAUUGGCGUUGUCUCCUGGGGCACCAGCAACUGCAACGUGCACAAGCCUGCCAUAUACACUCGGGUUAGCAAGUUCAGCACCUGGAUCAACCAGAUCAUAGCCUACAACUGAGACUAUCACAGGCCCUCUCCCCAUCUCAAUCCAAUAAAGACACCAUGCUCUGUC